AGUGCCUGAAUGUACUGCCUCUGGUGGUGGUAGAGACAUUAGAGACUUUUAAGAGACAUUUAAAUGUGAGGAAAAUGGAAGAAUCUGGACAUUGUGUGGAGAUCAGAAGAAAUGAGUUUAGUUAGCCAUUUGAUUAGUAAUUUAAUUGGUUUGGCACAACAUUGUGUGCCGAAGGGUCUGUUUGUGUGCUGUACUGUCCUGUGUUCUUUGUUGUAUCCUUAUCUGUCCUCUGUCAUUUAUACAAAGUUGUACAUUGUGAUUCCAAUACUCACCCCUGUGGAAUUGUAAGAGCUUUGCUUCUGAGGUCACUCCACAUAAUGUCUCUAAAAGGUAUCAAUAAAUCCCUCUACUUCGCCAUUUUAUUUAUUGGCAUACACUUUGUGAAUUUGCAUGUGGUAACCUGUCCUAAGGUUUUGGAAUAGAACAUCAACAUUCCAACCAAAAUAGAGCUCCUCCAAGAAAAAAAAUGCAAAAGGCCAAGAUCUCUUUGACCAGGUUGUUUACCAUUUGGACCUUGUGGAAACAGAAUAUUUCAGCCUGCAGUUCAUGGACGCUUUACAAGUUUCACACUGGUUAGACCAUACAAAACUCAUCAAGAAACAAAUGAAAAUUGGGCCUCCUUACAGCUUACACUUCAGAAUAAAAUUCUAUUCCUCUGAACCAAACAAUCUUCGUGAAGAAUUUACAAGAUACCUGUUUGUGUUACAGCUUAGACAAGAUAUUCUGUCUGGAAAAUUGAAAUGCCCCUAUGAAAUUGGUGUAGAAUUAGCUGCUUACUGCCUUCAAUCUGAGCUUGGGGACUGUGAGCCUCUUGAACAUACUUCGGAGCUGGUGUCAGAAUUCAGAUUUAAUCCCAAUCAGACAGAGGAUAUGGAAAUAGAUAUUUUUACAAAGUGGAAGGAUUGCAGGGGGAAAAGCCCAGCACAGGCAGAAUUAUGCUAUUUGAACAAAGCCAAAUGGUUGGAAAUGUACGGAGUCGACAUGCACAUAGUCAAGGGAAGAGAUGGCUAUGAAUAUUCUCUUGGAUUAACACCAACAGGCAUAUUGGUUUUUGAAGGAUCAAACAAAAUAGGCUUGUUUUUUUGGCCCAAAAUUACCCAGUUGGAUUUCAGAAAGAACAAACUAACUCUCGUUGUUGUGGAGGAUGAUGAGCAGGGCAGAGAACAGGAGCAUACAUUUGUUUUCCGGUUAGAUAAUUCUAAAGCAUGUAAACAUUUAUGGAGAUGUGCUGUGGAAAAUCAUGCAUUUUUCCGACUACGAGCACCAACUCAAACUAAAGAAGGACGAUCAGAUUUGCUGCGUUUGGGAUCUCGCUUUCGUUUCAGUGGUCGGACAGAAUAUGAAGCAACGCAUAAAAGUAGACUCCGACGGACAAGUACAUUUGAAAGGCGGCCAAGCAAGCGAUAUCCCUCAAGAAGACACUCCACUGUUAAAGGUUCAAAUCCAGUAAAAUACGGACACACCAGUGCACAGAGCAAUACAGGAAUGUGUGGAUACCAGACUCCAUAUAUGUGCAACAUUCCCCUUGUUCAGCAGCACUGGCAUUCCAGUAAUGUAAGCCAUCCUUUGGUAUCACCACUGUUAAACAGCACGAAUAUACAGCAAUUCAGUGUAGAAGAGAACGGGGGAACACCAUUUACUGGGACAGCCACUGGAAGACAUCAUCUGCCAAACCAUGGUCUGAUUACUUUGGAGCUGGAAGACACAGAUGCUUACUCUGGAAUGCCAAGUCCAACUAAGUUGAGCUCAACUGUUCUUCCACACUAUGAUGAGGUUGGAGUGUGUUUUAAGCAGUUGGAAGCUGAUUCCAGUAAGGUGGUUGGGCAGUGGCCCUCACUGCAUAUCAACAUAAAUAACAAGGGUGAGGAAAAGAAACUGUUAGAAAAGGGCCUGCAUUCUCCUGCAUCACCCUCUUCUCAUCCUGAUCAGAUGAAGAGCAACAUCAUUAAAGCUCAAAUGGAUGCUGCAUUGAAGUGUAAGAAAGAGGAGCCAGCAUUGAGCAGCAACAAUAAGUCCUCAGGCACAUUGACAGAUGGUUCAAGAUGCCUGGAUACAUCACAAGAGAGCACAAAAACAACCGGUGUUCAGGAAAGGCCACGAUCAAAAAGUUCCCGUAUCAGGAAACUGACGAGACAAUACAGCUUUAAUCAUAGUGAUGAGGAUGACCUGCCUCCUGCCUUAGCUGCAGCCACACGGAGCAGUCCUCCCCCAGUCAGUAGACUGUCCGCUACUGAUGUUCAGCAGUUACAGUACCCCACCUGCAUCAAGAAUAAUUCAGAAGAAGGCCAAACAGAUUUAGCUUCUCCAGGAGAUCUACUGAUGGACUUCACUGAAGCUACUCCUCUGGUAAAGACUGUGCCAGCCCAUCCUUUUUCACCUGUACAGCAAUUUCCAGUUGAACUAACAGACAACAUUUUGCAGUGUUAUGACUUCCCACCAUCACCAGGAAAAUCAUCAUCUGCGACACCUUUGAAUGUAGUUAGAGCUCCGAGCGACCCCUCAACCGUGACAUAUGUACAUGCAGCUAGACCUUCAACUAAUCCAGGAAAAUCAUCAGUGACAUCUAUGCAUGGCAACAGGCAUCUGAAUGAUCCAGGAAAAUCCUCAUCAGGGCUGCCUUGGCAUGCCACAAGACCCCUGACUGAACCAGGGAUGUCAUCAUCAGUAACACCUUUGCAUGCAAUCAGAUAUCCAAGUGAUCCAGGAAAAUCAUCAGUAACACCGUUGCAUGCAGCAAGACAUACGACUGAUCCAGGAGUUUCUACAUCAGUAAUGCCUUUGCAUGCAAUUAGGUAUCUAAGUGAUCCACUCCCACCAGUUCAACAUGCCACAUCUCCAACAGACAGUGCUGAUAAUUUGAGGCGUGAGCUGGAUCGAGAGAAGAUAAUGAAACGCCUUUUAAUGACAGAAUUGUGAAAGCGUAGCUUGGAUCAAGUGGCAGAACUGGAUCAGGGCCUCUGUGUGCCUUUUGUCUGUUGGCAUUCCUUUUGAAUGUCAAAGAAGCUUUGAUGUGUGUAGUUUGUUACACUUUCUUCAUUGUGAUUCAUAGAAAAGCAUUUUUUAUCAUACUGAACUAGAUGUUUAUAUUACUUUCCUGCUAUAAUCAGGAAGGGCUUGCUUUACAAAGGUCAGUAUACAUUUAAUCCCUGACACUGCCUCUGUAACCAGUGUCACCAAUGCAACAAUGUGAAGGUUUGCUUUGGAGGGGGAAAAGGCCAUUCACAAAAAACGUUGUACACAGCUUAUUUAAUUGUAAGGAAAAAAAAGUUUGUCUAUAUUUGCACUACGUUUUGGAGAAUAUUUUCAUAAGAAUGUGGAAAACCGUCACUUUGUAUAUCUGGAGCUAUUACUGAGCCACUACAUUUUGAUGGUCUAGUUUUAGGUGAAAGGAAAGAGUAAACUAUAAUAUUUAAUAUUGUUAAAAAAAUCAUUUGAACAUAAAUUGUAUAUUCUGCUGCCAAAUUAAAUGUCUAAAUAAUAGGAUUGAGAUGUGCAAUACUCAAAUUUGUAUUUAAUAUAUUUGUAUAUUCCCAUAAUGUAGUAAUCUAGAUAAAUCUAAAAUUGAGACAUAGACUUCGGCCAGAUAUUUGUGCUUUACAUACAAUUCAUAGGAUGUUAACAGCAUUCUACAAGAACUUCUGAACCAAGAAUGAAAACCUUUAUUAAAAUGCCCUUUAACUGAUAUUUUUCCAAAAGGAAAGUUGACAAAAGGCCAUGUUCAGUUAAACCUAUUUUCAAAUAAUUUUGUAGUAUUGGUCAUAGUUUACUGUAAGGCAAGACAAUUUUGUCACAGGACUUUUUUUUUAAAAAAGAACAGUUCAGGUACAUUAUUUCUCCAGUUAUCUGUGUGUAUGUGUACAAAAUGGGAGGAUAUAGGUAUACAUUUUAUAAAUAAUAUUUUUGGAAAUCAGAUUUAAAGAUUUUUAAAAUUCAAUUGUAAUUAAUUUUAUUUUAAUUUUUUUUAAAGAGUGCUCCAGGAAAUCACAACUAUACUUGGGUUAUCAUAUACUAGUGCUGAUGCAGAAUUGUUUAAUCUUACAGUAACACUCAAAUUUUCAAAAUGUUUCUCAUUACAAUUUACUAAACCUAGUUUGUAGAGAUUUUCUUUGGACAGAGUGUGAAUGGGGAUGGGAUCUCUCUUUUAGUCUUCAAAACUUUGGUAGAAUGCUCAGACCGUGGGUUCGGAAGAAAAUUUUGGAAGGUAACUGAGAAAUCCUGUAGAGCAGUGAUACUCAUAUGUCUGAUUUCUGUAUUAGAAUAUGAAAUUUUAUUGUAUUAGAGUGUAAUAAUUAUACUGUAUUUUCCAUUAUACAUUGCUUAACACUAGGACACUAGUUUAAAAAAUGCUUCUUUGAACAAUCGUUUACAUUCCUCUUGUGGACUGCUGUAUGUUUUUGCAUUGAUGGAAUGGUGCACAUGGCAUACAGUAAACAUAUGACUAUUUUAAUUAAUGGUGAUUGUGAGUGCGACUCCAGAGUCACAUAACUGAUCAUUUUUGAUCUAGAGGAAAUUUCCAGUGAUGAUGUCUUAAGAUUAUUUGAUUUUCAUUAAGAUAUUUUCACAAAUAUAUGUUGAAAUAUACCAGUACUGUGACUUACACAUUGAAGACAGGAGACUUCAAUGAUUCAUUAAUCAUUUUCCAGAAUGGUACUGGCUGUUUUUACUGAUAUGCAGUGGAUUCCAGUUAAUUGGGACACAGUGGGAUCAGUACAUUUUGGCCCAACUAAAUAGCUGCCCCAAUUAGCUGAAGAUUCAUGGAAGUAGUUAAAAAGGUAUAAAAAAGAUAAGUUGAGUAAUAAAUUAUGUACUUGGAUGAAAUACUGAAUGAAUUAAAGCACGAUCAAUACUACUACAGUACUAUUAAACUGUGUUAGUUCCUAAUAGUUAUUGAAGGAGAAAUUCAUCCAGUGUGCGCUACCGUGUUCUUUUGAUUGAUGCAAGUGAACAAAAUUAGCAGAACACCUAGUGCAGAUAAUGGACUGCCUCUUAACAAUACUUUCAAUAAUUGCAUCCUCUAAAUCUUCAUUUUCAUUAUCACAUUCAAGAUGUUUGUCGAAUUCUUCAUAGGUCCUAACUUGUCCAAGUAGUAAAAUCAUUUCACUUUCACUCCCAGCCGUUUCUGGCUUUUCCAGGCCUGAAUGCUUGAAACUGCAGUGAGCAGAAGUUCUGAAUUGUCUUACUGCUUAACUCCGGUCAAUUAUCAGCAACAGUAAUCACUGUUUUUUGGACAACUGAUAUUUUAAAAACUGUUCAUUCUAAGCAUGUUGUAGUAUCAAAUGCCACACAAGUACAUACAUCUGAUGCUGGUUAGAAAUUGUUUAGCAACAGUCUCCUACCCCAAUUAAGCAGGAUAGAGUCCCAAAAAAACAAAGGGAAUUCUGACAAUUUUCGCAUUAGUUUUUGUUUUUUAAGAGUUGUCUCAAGUAAGCGGCUGUCCCAAUUAUCUGAUGGUCCAGUUAACUGGAAUUCACUGUAUUUGCACAUGCCUGACAGUGCCAACUGAAGCCAAAAAAGUUGUGAUUAUAAAUAUUUCCUUGUAAAUAAUAUACUUUGAGAGAUUUGUCUAAACAAACUGGAAUGAUUUUUAAAGUGUUUAAAGAUGGUUGCUUUAAUAAUUUAUAAAUGUUAUGCUAAUGGAACCAGAAAUUUGAGAGCUUUUGCUUGGAGGUUAUGGCAAAUAUGUACUGUAGGUACUUAUUACAAAGAUGUAUGAAAGUGUAGAUUAUCAUGUAUGAUAUAAAAUCCAUAUUUAAUGUCAUUUUGGUAUUUCUGAUUUUCUAGGGGAAGUUUCCUUUAACAAAUCUGAGGGUAGUCCACCAUGAACUGUUUUGCCAUGUAAACUAAUGGGUUGAAAUGAUGAGCAUUAACUCCAGUAUCUCAAUGCAGUGAUACCUCAACAGGACUGUGGAUUAUAUUUUAGCUUGAUAACCUCAAUUUACAUUAUUGGCCCAAAUAAAACAUUAACAACAUUGGGUAUUCUGUGUUUCAAAUAUACAAUAGUUGCCAUUAUGGCUAAAUGUUUUGUUAUUUGCAACUUUGCAAUGAUACUGUUUUUGAAUAGAAAGUCCUGCAUAUACUGGAGUUCACAUACCUAAUUAAAACUAUUUCUCAGCUACAAAGAGACAUAAAGAUGAAAAUGUCAACAUGCCAUAAUUCUGACCUAAAAAUAGAAAAUAGAUGUUAAUUAACAUCAAAAGGCUACAAAUUUUUGUUGGGAUUUAUCUUUAUAUACAUAAGGUUUAAUUACAUUUCCCAGAUGGCUAUUGCCCUCUUUUCUAUCUGGUCUGAUCUAGGAAGUUGAUACAAUUUCUGAUUUGAUCACGAUCUCUGGUUUACUAUCCUGUAAAGAAGGUUCUGCUGCUCUAGUUUAAAAUGCUAUGAAUUUCAUCUCAUACCCAUUUCCUUAUUUGAAAAAUUGAGACUUGACUACUUCUAACUACCUUGUUACAUACCUGCAUAAUUUCAAACGUCUUCAUUUUCUUGCAUUUCCUCAGUCUGGUUAGCUUGCAGAUGAAUUGACGGUGUCUCCUGAAAGUUACAAUGUUAAUCUCUUUUUGGAACCCACUGUGUACAGCUCAUGAACACUCUGUGCAGAUUUCAGUCUUACCUCUGACUAUAUAUUGUAAUGAGCCUGAACCAUCUGAUUCUAGAUCCCACCUGAGAAAUACUUUAUAUAAUUGAAUUAAUCUUCAUUUCCAGCAUUUUACUUGUUACUUCACUGGUCUAUUGAGAGGAAAGAUGGUCUUUACAUUUACAGUUACAAGCUAACAGGAGAAAUGAUCUAGAACAAACAUGCAGUGGAUGCUUUCAUGGUUCUUCAUUACUGGCUGCCAUGAAGUGAUUUGCUACACAUGCUAGAUCAAGAUCCAGUAGCCAGGAUGUGGGCUACAAAUUAUACCUGGAGAUAGAAAAGGCACAUCAAAAGGGCGAUGAUAUUAUAAUCUUGGGGGGAUUUCAAUAUGCAGGUAGCUAGGGAAAAUCAGGUUGGUGCUGGAUCCCAAGAGAGAGAAUCUGUAGAAUGCCUACAAAAUGGCUUUUUUUUUAGAGCAGCUAGUGGUUGAGCCCACUAGGGAAUCAACUAUUCUGGAUUGGAUGUUUCCUAAUAAACCAGAUUGGAUUAGGGAGCUUAAGGUAAAGGAACCCUUAGUAGUCAGUGAUCUUAGUAUUCUAGAAUUCACCCUGCAAUUUGAGAGGGAGAAGCUAAAGUCAGAUGUAUCAGUAUUAUGGAGGAGUAAAGGGAAUUACAGGGACAUGAGAGAGGUGCUGCCAAAGUUGAUUGGCGGGGAAGACGGCAGAGCAGCAAUAGCUUGAUUUUCUGGGAGCAAUUCAGAAUGCACAGGAUAGGUACAUCCCAAAGAAGAAGUAGUGUUCUAAAGGGAGAAUGACACAACUGUGGCUGACAAGGUAAGUCAAAGCCAACAUAAAAGCCAAAGAGAGAGCAUGUAAUAGAGCAAAAAUUAGUGGGAAGUUAGAGGAUUGGGAAACUUUCAAAAACCAACAGAAGGCACCUUAAAAAGGCAUAAGGGGAAGAAAAGAUGAAAUAUAAAGGUUAAUUAGGCAACAAUAUCAAAGAGGAUACCAAAGGUUUUCUCAGAUAUAUAAAGAGUAAAUGAGAGGCUGGAAAAUUAUGCUGAUGAGAUAGUAAUGGGGGAAGAAGCAAAUGGCAAGCUAACUAAGUAAGUAUUUUUUAUCAGUCUUCGCUGUGGAAGAUGUUAGCAGUAUGCCAGAGGUUCAAAAGUAUCGUGGCAGAAGAGAGUGUGGUUACUAUUACUAGUGAGAAGCUGCUUGGGAAAUUGAAUGUUCUGAAGGUACAUAAGUCACCUGGACCAGAUGGACUGCCCUUCAGGGUUCUAAAAGAUAUAGUUGAAGGGAUUGUGGAGGCACUGGUAAUGAUCUUUCAAGCAUCACUAGAUCCUGGAAUGGUUUUGGAGGACUAGAAAGUUGCAAAUGUCUAUUCACUUCAAGAAAGGAGGGAGGCAGAAGAAAGUAAAUUAUAGGCCAGUUGGCCUGAUCUCAGUGUUUGGAAAGAUGUUGAAGUCGAUUGUCAAGGAUGUGGUUUCAGGGUACUGAGAGGCACGUGAUAAAAUAGGCCAAAGUCAGCCAGAUUUCCUUAAGGGAAAAUCUGUUAGAAGUAUUUGAGAAAGUAACAAGCAGGAUAGACAAAGGAGAACCAGGGGAUGCUGUGUACUUGAAUUUUCAGAAGGCCUUUGACAAGGUACCGCACAUGAGGCUGCUUAACAAGAUAAGAGUUCAUGGUAUUACAGGAAAGAUACUACCAUGGAUAGAGCAUGAACAUGAGACUCAGGUUUGCACAGUAGUUUACAAUAUAUUUGCUAACUUAGCUGUUGUGAAAACUUGUCUUUAAUCUGUGCAAUAAAACAAAAAAUAGUCAAUUCAAUGAAACUUAAUUUUACCUGUCUUCUGUGGAGUAAGUAAGCUUUUGGCAAAAAAGUGACCCUGACAUUUCUGCGAUAUUUCACCAGAGUUUAUUAUUACAAAAAUAACCUGCAGUGUUAAUUCUGUUUCUUUUUCCACAGCUACUGCCUGACCUGAAUUUUUCCUACAUUUGUUUUUAAAUUUCAGUAUCAGCAGUUUUCAAAUCCCACUUGUUAGCCAGAAAGAAUAAAUUAUUCAAACAUAUUUAUUAAUAUGGUUAUACUAUUCAAUCAGAGUAAUACCAAUUAUCACGACGCAACCAUUUCAUGUAGUAUAUUGCUGUAUAGCAGCUUGGAUAGCAUUUUGUGUUUAAAAUAAUGUUUAUUAAUAUUCAUCACAUGUAAUCCACUCAAGCAAUUUAAUGAUAACCACCUACAGAUGAGUUUAAAAUACAGAGAUAAUUUAUUCAAUUAGCAACAUUAUUUUUAUUUUGCUUCAGAAAUGUCUUAAAUAAUGUAAUGGUAUAUUGGAAAGGAAAGAGACAAGAUGUUCAAUCAAUCGCAAAUUACAGAGCAAAAAUUAUUCAGUGAAGCCUGAGGAAGUAUGUGCAUAUUAAGGCAUCCGUUAGUCUUGCGAGACCAUGGAUCUGCACCUGGAAAGUCUUCACUCUCCGGGAUGCAGGCCUGGGCAAGGUUGUAUGGAAGACUAGCAGUUGCCUAUGCUGCAAGUCUCCCCUCUCCACGACACCAAUGUUGUCGAAGGGAAGGGCAUACAGCUUGGCAUCAGCGUCGUCGCAAAGCAAUGUGUGAUUAAGUGCCUUGCUCAAGGACCCAACACGUUCCCUCGGCUGGAGCUCGAACUUACGACCUUCAGUUCGCUAGUCUAAUGCCUUAACCACUUGGCCACGUGCAUACACUACAGGUUUAUAUCAGUAGUGAAGUUGGUAUGGUCAGCAUAAAUCUACUGAGGAUGUAUAUUCAUAAGUAGUUUAUUGAGAAUUGUUUCCUCAGCAUCCAUCUUUACUUUCUUGGAGCAGUCAUUGGUAAACCUAUUCACCCAAAUUCCUGUUCCUUUUCAAAAAUACCCAGAAUAUUCCCUGAGUCCAUGACAAUAGUUUGUACAACAAAUAAAUUGAUAUAUUGGUUUAUUAUUGUCACCUGUACCAAAGUUUGGUGAAAAAUCUACAUACCACCCACACAGAUCAAUUCAUUACAAUAGUGCAUUGAAGUAUUACAAGGUAAAACUAUAGCAGUGCAGAAUAAAAUGUUACAGUUACAGAGAAAGUACAGUGCAGAUGAAUUUAAGGUACAAUGUAACAAGGUAGAUCAUGAGGUCAAGUCCAUGUUAUCAUACAAGGCAAACACUUGACAUCUUUUAACAGUAGUGUAGAAGCUGUCCUUAAACCUAGUGGUAUGUACUUUCAAGCAUUUCUAUCUUUUGCCUGAUGGGAGGUGUUAAAGAGAAAACAGCAGGACGAGUGGAAUCUUUGAUUAUGCUGGCUGCUUUACUGAGGCAAUGAGAAGUGUAGACAGAUUCCAUAGAGGGGAGGCUGCUUUCCAUGAUGUGCUGAGCUGUGUCCACAGCACACUGCAGUUUCUUGUAGUCAUGUUCAGAGCAGUUUCCAUACCUUCCUGUGAUGCAUCCAGAUAGGAUGCUUUCUAUGGUGCAUCAAUAAAAACUGAGGAGGGUCAAAGGGUACAUGCCAAAAUUUCUUUAGCCUCCUGAGGAAGUAGAGGUAUUAGUGAGUUUUCUUGACUGUGGUGUCAAAGUUAUUAGACUGGGACAGGCUAUCGGUGAUGUUUACUCCUAGGAACUUGAAACUCCCAAUUCUCUCGACCUCAACAGUGUUGAUGUAAACAGGAACUUUUGCACUGCACGUCUUCUUGAAAUCAAUGACCAGCUCCAGCUCUUCUGUUUUGCCAACAUUGAGAGAAAAGUUGUUAUCGUGACACCAUAUUACAGGGCUCUCUAUCAUUGUUUGAGAUAUAGCCCACUAUGAUGGUAUCAUCUGCAAACUACUAGACAGAGUUAGUGUAGAACUUGGCCAACAACCAAUUGAUUAGUUGCAAUUACACAAUAAGAUGUUAAUGAGAUCAGGCUUUGUGUAAAAUUGUUACUGUGUUUGCCUACUACUUAUAAGUUACUCAGUCAAAUUAUUUUGGAAUGUUUCAGGAGAUGAUAAAGCACCAGUUGAUUCCUUGCAUGUCUUCUUGAAGGUUGCUGUUCAUUACUAACAUAAAUAUUUCUGCAAUGCUUUGCAAAGAACAUUUAAAGUUUAUCAUCAAUUGCAGCAUGAGCCAAUUACUAUAAUCUUAUUCUCUAUGUUCAUUUUGACUGGGGAGGGGAAAGCAGAAAGAAAAAAAACUGGCUAAAAUUUGUCAACGUUACUCAAAAAUCACAGGUCACCUGACACUGUUGAAUCAGCAACACUUCGGGUUUUCAACAGUAAAGGACACCUUGAUAACCAUUCAGCAAACUGUGGAGAAGAGCAUUGUUUUGUUAUAUAAUCUUGCCAUAAACACUUCAUUAUAUCUCAAAUAAUAGCAACAACAAAAUACACUCAUGUUAACGUGGAGUGUUCUUAGUUGACCUGAAUGCUGAGAACCUAUUUAAUAUCACGGCAUGAUAAAACAAUAUUGCAGAUACUGUUUUGUAGUGAUAGGCCAUUUCAGAUCAGUAGCAUUUUGACUAACAUUAAAUUGCUUGCUCAAAUAUGCAAAAAAUAUACUUUCAAAUUAAUUAAGUGCCAACAAGACAACUGGAUAUUUAUUGGCUCAAAAUAAUUAGUAAAGUUAUUUAAGUAUGUUUCAGGCUGUCCAGUUAAGAUGCCAAAAUGAUAUGUAAAUUGGAAACAAUAUCAAAUUAGUGACUCAGGUGUCUGUAUUGUAUUGAUGUAAAAACAAACUAAGAGUGGAUUUGGUCUUAAGUGAUGAUUUUAUUUUGUGUUGUGAAAGAUUAAUAGUUUUAUUGCAAACUGUAAAUGUUUUAUUUGAGCCUGUGAAAGAGCCAAAAUAUUACAAAAUAUGGUUAGACCUGAACGAUUCAGGAAAUUUGUAAAAUAAUACUGAUAUUUUUGAGAAUAUUGCCUUUACUUUCAAUUUACUUUUUUUACUUUUUGAAUUAAUAAAAGAUCAACAAUGAUAAGUGGAAUGUUUACAGUGAAAAUGCGCCUUAAUUUGUUAAUUUUAAGUAAUGACAUUUGAUAAACCUAGCAAUUUUAGUACUACUGUAAAAUAUUGUGUAUGUCGGUACCUCUGGGUAUUAAUGAGAUUAUAAUUUUCAUGAGUUAUCUUGGCAAUUCUUAAGUGGAGAAUUUAAUGGAAUGCAUUAAUAAUCAGUAAUGAAACAGGAUAAAUGCUCAGAAUUUAUUGUUUUACUUUAUCUCCUACCCCCAGAGGUCAAUGAGGCAUUUAGGAAUCUGGUUUCACCGAUACUGGGAGCUCUUCACUGCAGAAUCCAAGUAGCCAUUAAUUUUGUAUGCAAGUCUAGUAGAUCAGUAGGCUUUUUGACUGUGGAUAGCACAACAGAUAAUAAUCACCCUUUUCAAACUUGACUUAAAAAAAAUCUUUGUCAAUAAAGGUUUCCCAGUACCUAAAUGAAGAGCAUAUGGUUCUAUCUGCCCCUGUGCUGUCCACCUCUACCUUUCUUUCUCCUUCCCAAAUCCUUUUCUAGGUAGUUCCAAAGCCAAUUGUAAUUAAUAAUGGUCAGUACAGACCAAAACUACAUGCACAGAACCAUCUGGACUGGCAUAGCCCAAUUUUAUGUAACAUUUAUCCAUUAAGCUAUUAAUGGAGGCCUCAGGAUUGCAAUUAACUGUGAAACAUUUUAAUGAGCGUGUUGGGGUUAAAGGUCUAUGUCAUUUAACUGGUAUUUCCUUUAAAUCACAGUUAAUUAUUGCUAUCAGAACAUAUGAUUUUAUAUUUAGUACUGAUCUUGCUCCACUAUUGUACACGAAGUUCUUCAGUACUUAUUUCCACUUUUUAGUAGAGUGUCACAGUAAAUCAGUGGGUCAUGUGUAUUUUAAAAAAUGCUAAGAAAGGAAUGACAUGAUGCUCAACUAGUUAAAGUACAAUAUUAAAGACUUUCUACAUGAUGUGUAUGAUUUACAAAUGCUUUUUAUUUUAAAUCAGCAUUCUUUAGUUGGAAACCAAUUUUCUGGAGGCUUGGUAUUUGAAUAAUUUUCAGAAAGAAAUUGUAAAAUACUGGUGUUGAAUUGUAUGAUGAUUGUACCUGAUUGAUGGGUGUUUCGGUGGGCUUUAGCUGACUGAUGAAUUUUUGAUGGACUGUAUUUUCAGAAUGAUAAUCGGAAAAAUUAUAUCUGUGGUGCCAUGAUGAAAAUUUCAUUGUUAAAGCCCGUAACUUUUCUCCAUGUGAUAUUAGUCUUGUACUGCUUUUAUGACUCUAGUUAUUUAGCACUUAAAGGUUAUGUCAACAACUAUUGUGCAAUUCCUGCAUUAAAUAAUGUACCAACCCUACAAAAUUUGCAUUGUGGUACACUGCUGCUAAUAGCAUUUAUUUACGUGUGCUGAUCAAUGUUGAUUACACACAACCUUGUACCAAUAAAAUGUUCUGAAAUUGAAUAUAGUCAUUCUGUUUCAUGUAAAGUAU
This is a messenger RNA of Mobula hypostoma (lesser devil ray), 12984 nucleotides long. RefSeq names its product band 4.1-like protein 4B. Bases 547 to 2916 code for a protein of 789 amino acids. The transcript is spliced from 25 exons. Gene Ontology annotation, cellular component: cytoskeleton. NCBI's taxonomy places the organism in Eukaryota, Metazoa, Chordata, Chondrichthyes, Myliobatiformes, Myliobatidae. The record is from RefSeq and is a predicted model, not a curated record. Gene Ontology annotation, molecular function: cytoskeletal protein binding.